UCAUGAGUUUUCAGUUUAUAACACACACUGAACGAACGGUCCCUCUCAUCGACCCAAGACAACUGGGCUAUCAAUGAACAAAGGUUGUCGCUGAAACUCUGCCACAAUGAAGGUGAUCAUCGUUGUGUCAGGGCACGAACUGCCGACCGAAAUCACCCGCCAAGAAACCGUCCUAGAAAUCAAGCAGAGACUAGAACAGUUUCUCGGUAUCCCGAUAUCCUCACAAACUCUAGCCGUGUAUGGCUUGGAAUUAGUAGACGGCCUGGACAUGGAUGACUACCCGAUAAUCACCGAAGGCACCAAAAUCCACCUCACCAUUGAAGCCACCGAUUAUCCUCCAUCUAACGGCUAUAGCAAAAUGCAGGUCGUCGUGAAGUUCCCCACAAGGAAAAUCAACGUGCAAGUCGAUCAGACCGAGACGGUCCACAGCCUCAAGGAGAAGAUACACAUCCUGGAGGGCACGCCAAUUCCCAGGAUGUCACUCUUCUUCUCCGGGACAGAAUUAGAGGACGAUUUCCGGUCUCUGACCGAGUACGGUGUUGGGGAGUCCUCGGAAAUAGUGGUCUUCCUUAAGAACAUCAGCAGGCAAAGACAUGAGCCUCCUAGUAGGAGGCUCGGCAUUGUGGUUCAGACUUCGUCGAGCCUGCUCAAUGCAGCCACAAUUCCUUUGGAAAUGAAGGACACCUGCACUGUGGGUGACUUGAGGCAGAUGUUGCUGAGCCGCAAGAUUCUUCCCGCGGAUGACUAUAUCUUCAUACACAAACAGAGGCUAAUGCGCUGCGAUUGCAGCCUGCGCUGGCACGGUGUGGAGAACGGCGAGACGCUCUAUGUAUUCAGAGGCACCGUGACGCGCGGUUCCCUUUGAGCCCCGACAACCAAGGAGUUCCUAUCAUUUAGAGGUCUACAAAAAUCCAAUCAACGGUUGUAUUUAUCUGGCUAGGAGUAUCAAUAGGCAAAAUAAGUUGUUCUUUGUGCAUUGAUGUAGGCAUGCAUACGCGUCGGUUUUCUGUUUUCUUUUACAUGUUAGCAAUGCCCUUCUUUUAAGGGUCAUUCAUAAACUAUUGUUUAAUUACUUCUUUUACAUUUACAUGCAAAUCACUUUUACAGACUAA
This is a messenger RNA of Syzygium oleosum, 1112 nucleotides long. RefSeq lists its product as uncharacterized. Gene Ontology annotation, molecular function: ubiquitin binding; polyubiquitin modification-dependent protein binding; proteasome binding. The transcript has a single exon. The record is from RefSeq and is a predicted model, not a curated record. Lineage: Eukaryota; Viridiplantae; Streptophyta; Magnoliopsida; Myrtales; Myrtaceae. Gene Ontology annotation, cellular component: cytosol; nucleoplasm. Gene Ontology annotation, biological process: proteasome-mediated ubiquitin-dependent protein catabolic process. The coding region runs from base 107 to 865 and encodes 252 amino acids.